Cornus florida is the source of this 438-nucleotide messenger RNA. RefSeq lists its product as uncharacterized. The record is from RefSeq and is a predicted model, not a curated record. Bases 1 to 438 code for a protein of 145 amino acids. Lineage: Eukaryota; Viridiplantae; Streptophyta; Magnoliopsida; Cornales; Cornaceae. Gene Ontology annotation, molecular function: RNA-DNA hybrid ribonuclease activity; nucleic acid binding. The transcript has 2 exons.
AUGGAGGAAGACCUUCGUGGUUGCUUAUGGAAACUCUUCGUCGAUGGAUCCUCAAAUCAGAUGGGGGCAGACAUUGGGAUCAAACUACAGACGCCAGAAGGUACAUCCUUAAGUCAAGCGCUUCGCCUUGACUUUGGAGCCACGAACAAUGAAGCGGAGUAUGAAGCACUGCUGGCAGGAAUUAAGCUCGCCAAGGAGUUGAAGGUUAGGAAUUUGACUGUUUUCAGUGAUUCGCAGUUAAUUGUUUGGCAGUUGAAUGGCGAGUAUGAAACCAAGGAUGAAACGAUGGAAGCAUAUCAUUCAGCUGUUAUGCAGGAAGCCAAAAACUUUGAAAAAAUUGAAUUCAUUCAAAUUCCGAGGGAGCAUAACGAGGAUGCCGAUCGGCUAGCAUGUAGUGCCUCGGGUUCUGGAGAAACAUUGGCAAGGGCGAAUGUAUAA